Molecule: messenger RNA, 351 nt
Organism: Salvia miltiorrhiza (redroot sage)
Lineage: Eukaryota; Viridiplantae; Streptophyta; Magnoliopsida; Lamiales; Lamiaceae
Product: disease resistance protein RPP13-like
Exons: 1
Coding region: 1-351 (116 amino acids)
Molecular function (GO): ADP binding
Source: RefSeq, a predicted model, not a curated record
AUGGAUGCUGUGGAGGAGAAACAACCUUUUACCACCACCGGAAAGGCUUCUCCGGUGGGACUUGAAGACGACGUGAUCCACGUCAUGGACAAGCUCACCAUACAUCAACCCAAGCAGCACAUCAUCUCGAUUGUGGGGAUGGGCGGCACGGGUAAGACCACGCUUGCCCUAAAUGUUUACGAAAAUUCACUCAUCAAGGAACACUUUGACAUUCGUGCUUGGGCUAUUGUAUCUCAACAAUACAGUGCACAAGAAAUCUUUUCAAAACUUCUCUCUAGCAUAGGGCAAAGUGGAAGUGGAAAUGAUUUAGGGCUAAAGUUGCAUCAAACUUUAUCGGGUAGAAGAUAUUGA